This is a messenger RNA of Vitis riparia (riverbank grape), 2859 nucleotides long. RefSeq names its product casein kinase 1-like protein HD16. Bases 290 to 2392 code for a protein of 700 amino acids. Gene Ontology annotation, molecular function: protein serine/threonine kinase activity; ATP binding. Gene Ontology annotation, biological process: signal transduction; peptidyl-serine phosphorylation; endocytosis. The record is from RefSeq and is a predicted model, not a curated record. Lineage: Eukaryota; Viridiplantae; Streptophyta; Magnoliopsida; Vitales; Vitaceae. Gene Ontology annotation, cellular component: cytoplasm; nucleus. The transcript has 18 exons.
CAUGGUAACUCUCAGGGUCUGCUAUCGUACGCACGUAGGUAGGGUGUGCACCGUCUUUCCCAUGCCCAUAUCUCACGCACACACCACCGUGUCACCGACUCGUUCAUUCGCUUAGAGCCCCCCACCCCCUCUCUCUCCCUCUCCCUAAAACCACCCCCAUUUGAUACAAUUCAUCUUCUUCAAAUACAUGUGAUUGAUCAUCUAAAUUUCAUUUCAGAAGGUUUAAUUUCAAAGUGUCUUAGGGUUUCGCAAGAAAGUUAAAAGGGGGUUUCUUUUGCAUGGGAAAAGGAUGCCAGAUUUGAGAAGUGGAGUUCGCCGAUCAAAGAGAAUCAACGAUAUCCAAGAAAAUGCUGCCGCUUUAGUUCCUGCUACCCGGCGUGGUGCUGGAAGAGGUGAUGACUCCAAAGCUCAAGCCAUAAAAUCACCUUCACCAAAGCCGUAUAAUCCAGCAUUUUUUUAUCCAAGGCCAAGGCCAGCUGGAAGAGGUAGAGGGGCUAGAGCAAUGAAUCAAGAUAAGAAUGGCAAGCUUUUUGGUACUGGAGUUGGUGGCCGGGGGCGUGUAGGUUUGGAUUUGGCUGCUAGAGAGGUGGUCACCAUUCCAGAUGAAGUGGUUGCGGAGAAGGGUGCAGAAAAGUUGGCUGCUGUGGAGGAGGAAGGAAGCGCAAGUCCACUUCCUGAGAAGGUACAGAUUUCCAAUUCCCCUAUGUACAAGCUAGACAGAAAGCUGGGUAAAGGGGGUUUUGGGCAAGUUUAUGUUGGAAGAAGGGUAACUGGUGGCACAGGGCGCACUGGACCUGAUGCUUUUGAGGUUGCUCUAAAGCUUGAGCAUCGGAAUGGUAAAGGCUGCAGUUAUGGCCCACCUUAUGAGUGGCAAGUCUACAGCACUCUUAAUGGUUGUUAUGGACUUCCCUUGGUCCAUUAUAAAGGUCGCCAAGGAGACUACUAUAUCCUUGUCAUGGACAUGCUAGGACCGAGUUUAUGGGAUGUAUGGAACUCUAACAGCCAGAUGCUGUCUGAGGAGAUGGUUUCCUGUAUAGCUGUUGAGGCUAUAUCAAUAUUAGAGCAGCUUCAUUUAAGAGGUUUUGUGCAUGGAGACGUAAAGCCAGAAAACUUUUUGCUUGGUCUGCCUGGAUCACCUAAUGAAAAGAAGUUGUAUUUAAUUGAUCUCGGUUUAGCUUCAAGAUGGAGGGAAGCGUCCUCUGGUCAUCAUGUGGAUUAUGACCAAAAGCCCGAUGUUUUCAGGGGAACUGUACGUUAUGCAAGCGUACAUGCUCAUUUGGGAAGGACCGGCAGCCGAAGGGAUGACCUUGAAUCAUUAGCUUAUACGCUAAUUUUCCUCCUCCGAGGAAAGCUUCCCUGGCAAGGUUUUAUUGGAGAGAAUAAAGGAUUUCUUGUUUGUAAGAAGAAGAUGGCAACUUCUCCUGAGAUGCUUUGUUGCUUAUGUCCUCCCCCUUUUCAACAGUUUCUUGAGAUGGUGACCAACAUGAGAUUUGAUGAAGAACCCAAUUACAUAAAGCUGAUUUCCCUUUUUGAUAACAGCAUUGGUUCCAUUGCAUCUUUGCGGCCUAUCAGAAUAGAUGGUGCUUUAAAGGUGGGUCAAAAAAGGGCAAGGCUUUCUGAGCAAGAAGAUGGUGGUCAGCCUAAGAAGAAAGUUCGGCUAGGUUCUCCAGCUAUGCAAUGGAUAUCAGUUUAUAACUCCAGAGCGUCGAUGAAGCAGAGAUAUCACUACAAUGUAAUGGAUUCAAGGCUUCAUCAGCAUGUGGAGAAAGGAAGGGAAGAUGGACUGUAUAUUAGCUGUGUAGCUUCGUCAACAAAUUUAUGGGCCAUCAUUAUGGAUGCAGGAACGGGGUUCACAUCCCAGGUUUAUGAACUCUCAACCAUUUUCUUACACAAGGAGUGGAUAAUGGAACAGUGGGAUAAGAACUUCUAUAUCACUUCCGUUGCUGGUGCAAGCAAUGGCAAUGCUUUGGUGGUGAUGUCAAAGGGGACCCCUUAUAAUCAACAAUCAUAUAAAGUGAGCGAUGUAUUUCCUUUCAAAUGGAUAAAUAAGAAGUGGAAAGAAGGCUUUUUUGUUACGUCCAUGACCACUGCAGGCAGCAGAUGGGGCAUUGUCAUGUCCCGAAAUGCAGGUUUUUCUAAUCAGGUUGUUGAACUUGAUUUCCUCUAUCCAAGUGAAGGGAUCCACAGAAGAUGGGAGAGUGGAUAUCGAAUUACCUCAACCGCUGCAACAGCAGAUCAAGCUGCAUUCAUACUCAGUACAUCCAAGAGGAGAACACAAGAUGUGACGCAAGAAACUCUCCGGACAUCUGCUUUUCCUUGCACCCAUGUUAAGGAUAAAUGGUCAAAGAAUCUGUACAUUGCAUCCAUCUGCUAUGGGAGAACUGUCUCUUAAAGUCUGGAAUUUGAAAGAGGAAACUCUGGUUGCAGGUUUAGUGGCAGGUUAGCGGUUUGCACAGAAGAAGUUGCCAGCCCCUCUGGAGAAAAUGUGGCGGAAGUCUUUCAAGUAUGUAAAGUUGGUCUUCUGGACAUGUGGAUAAUCAUAUGGCGCCCCAACAUCUUUCUUAGAAGAAUGCUUUCCUAGAGGGAGUUCAAAGCCUAGAUGUUUGUACAAUUCUUGGACACAAUGUCUCUGGUAUGUUUCAAUUUUGGCUUCAGAGGGUUGGGAUAGCAGUCUUGGAAGAUGGCCUCUUGGUGGGAACUGAAAUUUAGGGGUGUCUCCUGUUGGGGGAGUUACAAAGAAGUUAAACCCCAGAAUGUUGUUAUGUUGACAUAAACGGACCAGCUAUGUUAUAACUUUAUUUGAAGAGAUUAAAAGAGGAACAAGAAAAAGAACAAUUGGACCAAAUUUCAUAAAAACAA